Messenger RNA from Nymphaea colorata (pocket water lily), 1387 nucleotides. Its product is annotated as phosphoenolpyruvate carboxylase kinase 1-like. Gene Ontology annotation, cellular component: nucleus; cytoplasm. NCBI's taxonomy places the organism in Eukaryota, Viridiplantae, Streptophyta, Magnoliopsida, Nymphaeales, Nymphaeaceae. The record is from RefSeq and is a predicted model, not a curated record. Gene Ontology annotation, molecular function: calmodulin binding; ATP binding; calcium-dependent protein serine/threonine kinase activity. Bases 111 to 938 code for a protein of 275 amino acids. Gene Ontology annotation, biological process: protein autophosphorylation; peptidyl-serine phosphorylation; intracellular signal transduction. The transcript is spliced from 2 exons.
AAAUGCGACGCUAAACCCUAGCUGAGGAGGGAAGGGAACAGAACAGUGGGACAGCGGGUGCGCGGAGGAACAAUCCGUCCGUGAUCAAGCAAAAAGGACGGGCGGGGAAGAUGAGCGACCUUCUGAAGGGGGACUAUCAGAUCCUCGAGCAGAUCGGAGAGGGCAGGUUCGGGAAGGUUUUCCGUUGCUUCCGUCCUGAAUCCGGUGAGUUCUUCGCCUGUAAAACCAUCGACAAGCGCUCCAUCACCGAUCCCCUCGACUGGGAGUGCCUCGACAGAGAGGUCAAGGUCCACCAGCUCGUCGGCGCCCACCCCAACGUCGUCCAGAUCCAUGGCGUCUACGAGGAUGAUGCGUCGCUCCACCUGGUGAUGGAGCUCUGCUCCUCCCCCGACCUUUUCCAGCGCGUCUCCAAGGGGCCGCUCUCCGAGCCGGAGGCCGCCGCCGUGAUGGCGCCGCUUACGGAGGCCAUCGCACACUGCCACCGGCGGGGCGUCGCCCACCGCGACAUCAAGCCGGAGAACGUCCUCUUCGACGAACGCGACAGGCUGAAGCUGGCAGACUUCGGGUCCGCCGACUGCUUUCACGACGGGAAGGUGCUCAAGGAGGUCUACGGAACCGCCUACUAUGUGGCGCCGGAAGUGCUUUGGGGGAGGGAGUACAACGAGAAGGUCGACGUCUGGAGUGCCGGGGUCAUCCUCUACGUUCUAAUCAGCGGUAUCCCUCCCUUUUACGGCGAGACGACUGGCGAGAUUUUCGAGUCCGUCCUCCGCGCCAACCUGAGAUUCCCCUCCCAGAUCUUUUAUUCAGUCUCUCCGGCCGCAAAGGACCUGAUUCGCAAGAUGCUAUGCAAGGAGGUCUCGAGAAGGUUCUCCGCCGAGGAAGUCUUGAGGCAUCCAUGGAUCACAAGCGGAGGCGGCCAGAUGUCGGUUCUAUCUUGAAUGGCAUCUCGAUCGGGAAGUCACUUUGGAAGAUCUUCGAAGACGCGAGAGCUCAGUUUGUGUAUGUGUGUGCAUGUACAUACGGUUUUUUUCCCUUAUAAAUGAGUCGCUCCCUCUCUUUGGCACCUGCAGUUAUAGAGAGGCUACGGCGGCGGCGGCGGCGGCGGCUUGGGCAUGUAGUUAGCAGUAGCUGGUGAUGUUGCUCUGGGGUCUAGUAGCGUCUUGUGCCGGCCCGGUGGCGUUUGGUUAACUCUGUUUCUACAGAGAGGAAGUGAAAUCCCCCCAGAUUGGUUCUGGGGGAAGCUUCUUUUCCUUCAUUUUCAGUUUUCUCUCUCUUCUAAUCUUGGAUUUUGUGAGAAAAGAAAAAGAGAACUCAUAUUCGCGGGGAACUUUGGUGUAGACAAAUUAAGAUCAUAAAUAAGCGCAGUAUGGCAUCACUUUUUUCCAUA